GCACCACUGAUCCAAGCCAAGUCAACUUCUAUCCGUGUUCCACUUGGUGGUUUGGCCCGCCUCGUGUGCACAGCGGAGUCGUGGCCAAGACCGGACGUGACUUGGGACAAGGAGGGGCAGCAGAUUUUCGACUCGGAUAAUUAUGCCACGUCUCAAACGGUCUCGGGCCAGUACCACAGUGUUCACGUGCUUGAAAUCCGCCGAGUUGAAAAGCAUCACUAUGGCAGUUACCGGUGCACCGCGCGGAACGACAACGGCAUACACUUCGCGGACAUCGAUUUGGAA
Messenger RNA from Ostertagia ostertagi, 285 nucleotides. The record is from the annotation of a GenBank genome assembly. NCBI's taxonomy places the organism in Eukaryota, Metazoa, Nematoda, Chromadorea, Rhabditida, Trichostrongylidae.